This is a messenger RNA of Malaya genurostris, 2172 nucleotides long. RefSeq names its product phenoloxidase 1-like. The transcript is spliced from 5 exons. Bases 25 to 2091 code for a protein of 688 amino acids. NCBI's taxonomy places the organism in Eukaryota, Metazoa, Arthropoda, Insecta, Diptera, Culicidae. The record is from RefSeq and is a predicted model, not a curated record. Gene Ontology annotation, molecular function: oxidoreductase activity.
CUAAAUUUCGUCGAACCAUCAACGAUGACUGACAAAAACUCUUUGCUGGCGCUACUCCAACGCCCGUUGGAACCAACCUUUCUGCCAAAGGAUGACGGAAAAACCGUCAUCAUCGUACCGGAGGAGUACAUGAGCGAUCGGUAUCGACCACUGACAACGGAUAUUCAGUCCCGUCUGACCGGUGGAGCGGAAGUUGAGAUUCCGGUGCGAAACGUAGGCAUUCCGGAUAUCUCCUUUGCCGAAGUGAUUGAUCGGAGGGGAGCAUUUUCGCUGUUUAUCGAAAAGCAUCGAUCUAUCGCAGGUCAAUUGAUCAAUUUAUUCAUGAGUCAAAAAGAUGUUACAUCUUUGAUGGCGGUUGGUACCUACGCCAGGGAACGGUUGAAUCCGGUUCUGUUUCAGUAUGCAAUGACGGUUGCAAUGCAGCACCGUCCGGAUACCAAGGAUGUCCCGAUACCGCCUUUCAUCGAGCUAUUUCCGGAUCAGUUUGUCGAUCCGGCGACGUUUCCGAAACUACGCGAAGAAGGAAAUGUUGUUCAGGAGGGUCAACGGACAACCAUUGAUAUUGAACCGAACUUCACCGCCUCGGAUCGAGAGGUGGAACAACGCAUGGCUUACUUCCGUGAGGAUAUUGGAGUGAAUUUGCACCAUUGGCAUUGGCACUUGGUGUACCCAGCAGGAGCCGCUCCGGAAAUCGUUCGCAAGGAUCGACGUGGAGAGCUUUUCUACUACAUGCACAGUCAGAUUAUCGCCCGCUACAACGUGGACAGGUUCUGUAAUAAAUUGGCUCGUGCGCGGCCACUGUCGAACUACCGCGAAUCGAUUCCGGAGGCAUACUUUCCGAAGAUGGUCCGUAGUUCCAACAACCGUGCUUACCCGGCCCGGGCUGCCGACUCCGUUUUGCGGGAUCUAAAUCGUGUCGAUAACGAUACGAUAGUUUCCGUGAACGAUUUGCAGCGAUGGACCGAUCGGAUUCAUCAGGCGAUUGAUCAAGGAUUUGCUAUUGACACAAUUGGUAAGAACGUUCCACUGGAUGAAGUGAAAGGUAUUGACAUCCUGGGUGAUAUGGUAGAAGCUUCUACGUUGACUGUUAACAGAAGAUUGUAUGGCAGUUUACACAACACCGGUCACGAUGUGUUGGCGUACAUUCACGAUCCGGACUACCGCUAUCUGGAGGAUUUUGGUGUUAUGGGAGAUGUCACUACGGCUAUGCGAGAUCCGGUGUUUUACCGUUGGCACGGAAUGAUUGAUGGAAUCUUUAGGAAGUUUCUAGAAACGUUGCGACCGUACACAUCAGCUCAACUAGGUUUUCCAGGGAUCAAAGUGAACAGUAUCAAUGUUCGUCUUAACAAAGCAAACGCUCCAGCGAACAUUUUGCUGACCUUCUGGCAAAAAUCGCAAAUUGAUCUGGCAGCCGGUCUUGAUUUCGGACCUAAAGGAAAUGUUUUUGCUACCUUCACUCACCUUCAGCACGCUCCAUUUGCCAUCGAACUGAAGAUUACAAACUCAACGGGAUCGGUGAAGCGUGGAACGGCUCGAAUUUUCAUCGCACCAACGGUUGAUGAGAGAGGACAAAGAUUAGCGUUCAAAGAGCAACGUUUACUUUUUAUUGAACUGGACAAAUUUGGAGUGAAUUUGAGACCUGGAGAGAAUACAAUAACCCGCAGAUCGGAUCAGUCCAGUGUGACAAUUCCGUAUGAAAGAACGUUCCGCAGGAUAGGAUCGGCACAGACACCAACCGACUCAAGACAAAGAGAUAGCUUCCGGUUCUGUGGUUGCGGUUGGCCUCAGCAUAUGCUCAUACCGAAGGGAUCUCCUGAAGGAGUACAGUUUGAACUAUUCGCAAUGAUCUCAAACUUUGCCGAUGAUACAGUCAACCAGGAAUUCGAUGAAAACGUUGACUGUAACGAUGCACACUCUUUCUGCGGACUGCGAGACAAGUUAUAUCCUGAUAAGCGAACGAUGGGUUUCCCGUUCGAGCGAACAACACCGGCGACUGUUACGACACUGGCAGACUUCAUCGGUUCCAAUACCAACAUGGCAACGAACAAUUGUCAGAUUCGCUUCAAGAAUACCGUGAUUGCCAGAACUUGAGAUCCUAGCCUAAGAGGACGAACUAUGACAAAACUUGAAAUUUUCAGAUAACAAAAUAUAUUGCUCACGUAUUUAGUCAGA